This is a messenger RNA of Struthio camelus australis, 3614 nucleotides long. Lineage: Eukaryota; Metazoa; Chordata; Aves; Struthioniformes; Struthionidae. The record is from RefSeq and is a predicted model, not a curated record.
AUGGUGUCAAAGGUCACAUGUACAAUUGCCUGCCUUCAGGACUGCAGCUCGAAAAAUAUAACUGCAGCAGCAGGAACCAGUAGUAAUGAUGACUUAUCAGUAAACUCUAGAAGUGACAACAAAACCUAUAGAGGUGGAAGAUCAAAAAGGGAUAUGUCACUAUCCAAUGGGGCAAUAAGUGCUCAGAACAAUGUAACAAAGCCCAGCCCAAUUCUUAAUCUCGUGGCACAGUACAUCGGUCCUGAGAAAGUGAACUUAACGUGGACAGUGAACGACACUGCUUCGAACUCCUACACGUACAGGAUAGAGAUUAAAAGUGAUGGUACUGCAGAUAGGAACCUGAUGUCCAAUGUCACCAGAGCUGAAAUUGCCGACUUACAGCCUGGGACGUUGUACACGUUCACAGUAUUUGCAGUGGCGGCUGAUGCUCAGACAGAAGGAGAGGGAGUGCCCAUAAGCCUGUAUACCUGGCCGAGCCCCAUUCUUGAUCUCAAGGCCGAGUAUGUUGGUCUCAGUUACGUCAACUUAACGUGGACAGUGAACGACGCUGCUUCGAACUCCUACACGUACAGGAUAGAGAUUAAAAGUGAUGGUACUGCAGAUAGGAACCUGACGUCCAGUGUCACCAAAGCUGAAAUUGCCGACUUACAGCCUGGGACGUUGUACACGUUCACAGUAUUUGCAAAACCAGCCAACAAUAUGAGCGAGGAAUUAGGAUUGUCCGCAAGCCUGUAUACAAGGCCGAGCCCCGUUCUUGAUCUCACAGCACCGUACAUCGGUACUGAGAUAGUGAAUUUAGCGUGGACAGUGAACGACGCUGCUUUGAACUCCUACACGUACAGGAUAGAGAUUAAAAGUGAUGGUACCUCCCCUAGGAACCUGACGUCCAAUGUCACCAGAGCUGAAAUUGCCGACUUACAGCCUGGGACGUUGUACACGUUCACAGUAUUUGCAGUGGCGGCUGAUGCUCAGACAGAAGGAGAGGGAGUGCCCAUAAGCCUGUAUACCAGGCCGAGCCCCAUUCUUGAUCUCAAGGCCGAGUAUGUUGGUCUCAGUUACGUCAACUUAACGUGGACAGUGAACGACGCUGCUUCGAACUCCUACACGUACAGGAUAGAGAUUAAAAGUGAUGGUACCUCCCCUAGGAACCUGACGUCCAAUGUCACCAGAGCUGAAAUUGCCGACUUACAGCCUGGGACGUUGUACACGUUCACAGUAUUUGCAGUGGCGGCUGAUGCUCAGACAGAAGGAGAGGGAGUGCCCAUAAGCCUGUAUACAAUUCCUGCUUCAGUGACUUCAUUUCAGUGUGAACCAGUGGUCAGAGAGUCUACCCUAACACUCAAAUGGAAAUGUCCUAUUGGUAACAAUUCUGGCUUCAAAAUUAAAAUAUUUAAUGAUACGUGGGGAAAAGAACAACAGAUUUCACGCUGUACAGGAGAAAACUCAGAAGAAACCUUCAGAAUAGGAUCUUUAAAUUAUUUCACCACCUACAAUGUUAGUAUCACAACCCUUUCAGAUACAAAGGAAAGCUCUCCGGUGCAGAAAAUGUGCAAGACAAGCAUUACUGACCCACCUGCUCCUACUAAAGGUCCUUUCGUCAAGGCAAUCAGUCACACCUCCUUGUCUGUUGAAUUCUCUGAUUUUGAGUCAGUAAAUGGACCGUUAAAAGCCUAUGCAGUAAUCAUCAUAACAGAAGCACCAGAAGGUUGUGGGUCUUCAAAGCCUCAGCUGAACAACACAUACAAAGACUUUAAGCAAAAGAAGACGGCCACAUAUGUAACAUAUGUUGUAGAUACGGGACAAGCAAAUGAGUCAUCUUUACGUUCUCGGAACAGGACACUCACAGUUAAUGUAGGCACUGGAAAUACUGUGCGUGGCUAUGAAAAUGGACCACUGAGUCCACUUCAUUCAUACAGGGCACGUGUGGCGGGUUUCACUAGGAUAAACUUUACUGAGGCUGACAUCAUUGUGGGAGAAUACAGUUAUGCAUCGUUUUCACCUUGUUCUGAGCAGGUUUUGUUGCCCCAGGAUCCAGGUCUUAUUGCUGGCGCUGUUAUUGGAUGCCUUUUAGCUAUAUUGGCUGUGGUCGCUAUAGGAGGUUACAUAUUCUGGAAAAGGAGAAGGAAAGAUAGAAGAAAUACUGAAAUGUCCUUUUCUCCAAUUAAAGUCAAGAAAUCAAAACUGAUUAAAGUGGAAAACUUUGAGCCCUACUUCAAGAAGCAGCAAGCUGACUCCAACUGCGGUUUUGCUGAAGAGUAUGAGGAACUCAGGCCUGCUGGUGUUCAUCAGCCCAAAUUUGCUGCUGAACUUCCUGAAAACAGGGGGAAAAAUAGAUACAACAAUGUCUUGCCGUAUGAUAUUUCUCGUGUUAAACUUUCAGCCCGAAGCCUUGCAGCUGAUGAUUACAUUAAUGCCAACUAUAUGCCUGGUUAUACUUCAAAGAAGGCAUUUAUUGCUGCACAAGGUCCUUUACCCAAUACUAUAGAUGACUUCUGGCGCAUGAUUUGGGAAAAGAAUAUCUACUCUAUUGUUAUGUUGACCAAAUGUGUUGAACAAGCCCGGACAAAAUGUGAGCAGUAUUGGCCAGAUAAUCAGUCCAUGAGAUAUGGUGACAUUAUUGUGACAACGAUCUCAGAGAUUGUCCUCCCAGAAUGGACAAUAAGGGACUUCAGCGUAGAAAAUUCCAACGCAUCAGAGAUUCACACGGUGCGUCAGUUCCACUUUACUUCCUGGCCAGAUCACGGAGUGCCAGAGACGACAGACCUCCUCAUCAACUUCAGGCACCUUGUUCAGGAAUACAACAGUCAAAAUCCUGUCGACUCUCCUACUCUGGUGCAUUGCAGUGCUGGUGUCGGAAGGACGGGGACUUUCAUUGCCAUCGACCGUCUGAUCCAGCAGAUUGAAAUGGAGAACACUGUGGACGUGUAUGGGGUGGUAUAUGACCUCCGUAUGCAUCGACCUCUGAUGGUGCAAACUGAGGACCAGUAUGUCUUCCUAAACCAAUGCGUUAUGGAUAUAAUUAGAUCCCAGAAAGACAAAAAAGCAGAUCUUAUUUACCAAAACAUGACAGCAAUGGCAAUCUACGAAAAUUUCACACCUGGGCCAGGCUUUGGGAAGGCCAAUGGCUACCACGCAUAGCCUGGAAGGAUGGCAGUGUCUCCAGGAGGUGUUCUCUGCGUGUAGGAAAGGGAACUGUUCCAUUCUUGUUUUCCAGGAUUGUGUUUCAUGUCUGGUUUUCUCCAGUUCUGUACAACUGAUUUGAAGACGUGAUCUACAGGAGGAAAAAAACCAAUGCUGGCAGGAGCCACAGGUCGAUAUAAAAAGAAACUAUUUAAAGUUAACAGAGGAAUUUUGCUUUUUCCUGGGAAUUUAACAGUACUGAUAGGUGAAAUCGCAUUUGCAGUACAGAUGGUGAACUAGAAUUUAAAUAUUAAAAUAAUAACACAGGCUUUUUAUUACAAUUUUAUAUGAUUUCAUUUACAGACACCAAGCUUGUGGGCUAUUUUAAUAUAUUUAAUUAUUAGUUUCAGGAACAUAUUUUAUCUACUGUAUCUGGUUACUUAGCUAAUAGAUAUGUGCCUCUGAUUUUUUCUGAGUGUUCCUUUUUAUUUAAA